Carassius gibelio (silver crucian carp) is the source of this 4352-nucleotide messenger RNA. Its product is annotated as homeobox protein Hox-A1a. The transcript has 2 exons. Bases 2768 to 3760 code for a protein of 330 amino acids. The record is from RefSeq and is a predicted model, not a curated record. Gene Ontology annotation, biological process: regulation of transcription by RNA polymerase II. Gene Ontology annotation, molecular function: RNA polymerase II cis-regulatory region sequence-specific DNA binding; DNA-binding transcription factor activity, RNA polymerase II-specific. Lineage: Eukaryota; Metazoa; Chordata; Actinopteri; Cypriniformes; Cyprinidae. Gene Ontology annotation, cellular component: nucleus.
UUAUCAAAGUGGAUCAGUGAACAAAUGGAAGGAUAAAUCAGGAGGUUUAAAUGUUGAUUUUUUUUAUUAGAUUUGUAUUUUUUUAUUGCAAGAUGGGUGUAAUUGACGCGACUAUAUUAACACAUCGAAGGUAAGCUAUAAGCCAUGUGCGCUGUAUUUAGUAAUACAUAAUGCAUAGGCCUAACGCAUUCAUAACAGAAGUGUCAGUUUAGAAUAGAUUACAAUUAUUUUUGUAUCGAGUAUGUUGUAUGCUGCUUAUUUUUGUAAAAAAAUAAACAUACUUUUUAAAUACUAAUCUCAAGACAAAUUGAAUAAAUAGCAAUUGCCAUCACUAUUUCUAAGUACUUAUAAAUGUUAAUACAUUAUACCAGUCAUAACACUUCAAAAGUAAUUAAAUUAAAACAAAAUAAAUUAUCAUUUACUCGAUUCACGUCUACAAUAUUCUUUGCAAGCAAAAUGUUUUGUCGAAAAAAGUCAUUCAAAUGUGUGUGAAGUGUACAAUGAUUUGGUAAUUUCACAUUUUAUGUUUCUCACUUGUGUGAUUUCCAUGUGAAACAAUGUUAUUAGAUGUUAUGAAAGAAAGUUAAACCAAUGAAUGUGCAUAAAUAAUUACUUAGGAAAAAGCCUAUUAGGAUAUGUUGUCCAUUGCACGAUGUAAAUUAAUAUAACUAUAUCAUUACUCCUACUAGGCCUAUAUUUGAUAUUAUACAUAUUCAUGUAUACAUUUUCAAACGUUUCAUUUACAAUGUUAAGUCACAUUUUUAAAUCACAAAACCGUGUUCAAAUAUGGCUUCCUCGCCAGAGCUGGGCUCUUUGUCUCUGACUCCGCGUGGGGAAAUGCCGAGGAUGUGUCUUUCCAUAACGAACUCAUAAAUCAAAGUCUUUCAGGCAAGCUGACAGGACCAAGACAAUCACUGCCUGUGAAAAGUCUGCCCAUAUAAGUGUUUUCACUCACUGUUUAUCAUUAAGAAGAUUCUGGUUCCUGAAGCACAACCCACAUGUAGGGUUAAUAAUAAUUCAUUUUUAUUGGCGUUUUAACAUCCGGCAUUAGGAUUACACAAAACACUCAUAAACUACAUAGGCUAUUUCAUUGCGCGUGGCAUACGCUAUUUGUCUUAGUCUCUUUUGGGGGGUUUUCUUGUCCGUCUAUCCUGACAGAAAUGAUUUAUGAACGCUAUAUUAAAAAAUGUUCAAACAUUGUUAAUAUUAAUAAAAGAGUAGGCUAAUAUAAUCGUGAUGACAAAAGCAUGUUUUUAUGUUCACAUAUUUCUCACCCACAUUUCCUAAACAUCUUCCCCAAAUAUUGUCUUAUGUGAAUGUGACUGAAAAUCUUUGCAAGAUUUUAGGUGGUCCUGCUUUUUUAACUUCAAGUGAUCCGUAUAGUAACAUUUUGCUUAAAUGCAUUGGCUAUAUUCUUUCAGGUUCUAAUUUAAUGCUCUGUCUCGCUACAAGAUGAAAAAUAGCCGCAAUAAACAAACAGUAUAGUGCAUUACAACAGCUGUUGUUUUUCUUGCCUUGUUUAUCACGGGCCAUGUAAAAAAAAAAAGGAUGUGUUAAAAAGAGAGGAUGAGAAAUACUAGGGCGUCAGAAGCUUGUGGAAAGCGCCAUUUUGAGGGAAAAAAAAUACAUUGGACAUCUGUAGUAAAAUCUCCUUUACAUCCAGAGGGGGCGCACGCCCCCCUGCUUCACAACAGGCUAGGGCAAGACUGGGCAACUUCGGUCCUGGAGGGCCACUGUCCUGGAGAGUUUAGCUUCAUCCCAAACCCACACAUCUGUAGCUUUCUAGUGAUAUUGAAGACAUCGAUUAGCUUGCUCACGAGUGUUUCAGGUUGGAGCUAAACUCUGCAGGACAGUGGCCCACCAGGACCGAAGUUGCCCAGCCCUGUCUUAGUGAAAAAAAAGCACCAUAUUUAUUGUUAUAACUGACCACUUUGACCACUGAUAACAAAUCAUCAUUCAGCAAAACAAGCAAUAUGUGACAAAGUUCUGUUUCGUUUUGGCUGGUUGUUAAAAUUUCUAAUGGUUUUACAUGUAAAUCGCUUAUCUCCACUAAGUUAUAUCACAUGCUUUUUAUUAAGACUCAGCCUUAUUAAUUUAUAAAAACCAUUCGAAUGAGAAGGUAACCUAUAGGCUACUGAUGGAAAAAAUGCAAUCAGUUUUAUAACCAUAAUUGUAUAAUACACAAAGCCAACUCGACAAACGCAGAUGACCACAGAAGCAUCUCAAAGCAGCGCAACUGACGCAAGAUAUAAUAAACCAGAAGUAAGAAAGAAUUAAAAAAGUCAUUCACUUUACAUAAUUCCCUUUGUUUUUUUGGAACUCAUCUUACCUGACGCAUUUCUUCAACAUAUUUUCCCACACCAGUAUGUUGCCGCCUGGACGCUGUCUGUAAGACAACGUCCCUCCUUGCUCCUUUGCCAGCGAAUCCAUCCUUUCAGUGGGGAGAUAAGAUGGCCCUACGUCACGUUUAUCGACAAGAGGUCGGCAUUUACAUAAGCCUGGUGUUUAAUGACAACCUGUCAGUGCAAGGCCACUUAAGAUCAAGAUGAGACAGAACAACUGAUCACUGGCUGACCCAGCCCACGUGACUGUCGCUGGUCAUUCAUAUCACCAGCGCGUGGACACUCCCCAAUCCACGACUGAUUGAAGGAGGCAGAAGGGUGGCUCGGCUCAACCCCGGGUGAGUGGUGCGACAUUAAUCAGUCCCUGGGCCCAAAGAUCUGUCAGUGUGGCAGCCACGCGCAGAGACGCCAAAGAAGAUGCCACAAUGAGCACAUUCUUAGAUUUCUCGGCCAUAAGUGGUGGUGGAGAUGGAGGUGGCGGGGGCUCGUGCUCAGUCAGAGCGUUUCAUGGCGACCACGGACUUUCAACAUUCCAGUCAUCUUGUGCUGUUAGGGUAAAUAGCUGCAGUGGGGACGAGCGGUACAUGUCCAGUAGAUCAUCACAAGACGCAAUUAACCCUCAGCCACAUCAAGUCGGCUCGUACCAGUCCCCGGGGACUCUGUCAAUUACCUACAGCGCCCAUCCAAGUUACGGGACUCAAAGUUUUUGCACCGGAUACAGUCACUAUGCCCUAAAUCAGGAUGUGGACUCGUCUUUGAGCUUUCCCCAGUGCGGCCCGCUAGUUUACUCUGGAAAUAUUUCUUCCACGGUUGUGCAGCACCGUCACCAUCGCCAUGGUUCCAGUAGUGGAAACGUGCACCUCCACGGCCAAUUCCAGUACGCCUCAGCCACAUAUGGUCAUAGUUCGGAUCAGACAAACCUUUCGUUUGUGGCGGGCUGCUCAAAUCCGCUAUCCCCUCUGCAUGUGGCUCAUCACGACGCAUGCUGUUCACCUCUAUCAGACGGCGUGUCAACAGGCCAGACAUUUGACUGGAUGAAGGUUAAACGGAACCCGCCAAAAACAGGGAAAGUUGGAGAGUAUGGAUUUGGUGGGCAGCCAAACACUGUACGCACCAAUUUUACUACAAAACAGCUGACAGAGCUUGAAAAGGAGUUUCAUUUCAAUAAGUACUUGACUCGCGCAAGGCGGGUGGAGAUCGCUGCUGCGCUUCAGCUGAACGAGACUCAGGUAAAGAUUUGGUUCCAAAAUCGGCGUAUGAAGCAAAAGAAGAGAGAAAAGGAAGGUCUUUUGCCAAAAUCUCAGUCCGAAAUGAAGGAUGGUCACGAAAACCAGGAGGGUGCAUCCGAAAAGUCGCUCUCCGCACCACCCACACCCUCUCCAACUUCUCCAACUGUUGAUGCCUACUCCUCGAAUUAAAAGGCUCUCACGUUGAUCCUGUCCACCUGUAAAUUAUAUUACAGUACUGUUAGUGACUCGUGUCAAGGUUUGUGUCAAAACCAUCAUGUGACAUCAGUGAAAGUGUCAUACAGAGACCAGUGCACAACUUACAGAUUUUGACCACUCAGUAUUUACCUGUGCUACUUUGUGUUAUUGUGUAAUGACUGUUAAUUGUCUUGGGCAGCUUGUCAAGCACCUAGAAGUAACAAGUUGCCUGUGCAUUUUCGUGCACAGUAAGAGCAAAUGCUGCACUUUUACACGCCUUUGGCCAGACUUGCACCAUUUGUCAAAAUGUCUACCUCAAGGACCAAAAUAAAUAGUGCAAUAUAUUUAAGGGAUGUAUUAUUAAGGGAGACGAAUCAAAGGCUUGUUUGGACAUACUGACAACUUUCUGGACUGUGCAUAGUGUUAACCCUGAUGUUCUGCAUGUGUUGUGAGUUCUGCAACAUGAUGCGCAACUCUUCAAAGUUGCCAUCCAGUCGUACUGAGUUUUAUCAGUCAAAGAUGAAGGCUCAAGUCUCCUUUAGAAACAUGCUUUAGAUCAAGAUACGGGUGAAUUAAAUGUGUCAAU